AUGCGAGUGAAUGGUGUUGACUCGGCAAAUGCUGGGGCUGAUGGAGAAUCUAAGCCACCAGCAUUUCAAAUCAUAGUCUUGGGUGCUGGAGGUGGCCCGAACGAAGACAACGUAACUGGUAUCUUGGUCAGGUCCACUGCCACAAAUUGGGCCAAAGGUUCCGUUCUCGCGGUUGAUGCUGGCACUCAUCUUGCCGCGAUUAUUAGAAUCUUCCAGGAAAGUCUGCCAGAAUCCAUCCCAGUUGCUUCCUCCUUCGAGUCAUCCGUCUCAAUCGCCAGCAACCGCGCAGUCAGAAGAGCCAGUUCUCUUCACGCCGGUGUGAAUAUCACGCGACGGUCAAACUCCCUUGCUGAGCACAACGGACAUGGACAAGCCACGCCAUUGCAGCAUACAGGUGCCAUCAAUCCCUCACCGCGAUUACUCACUACUGGUCCGUUUGCCGACUUGGAAGUCCCCUUCGAGUCGGUUAAAGGCAACGCAGCCUACUUCAUGCGGAACCUGAUCUCUACCUAUCUCAUUACACAUCCUCAUCUCGACCACAUAUCAGGCUUUGCAAUCAAUACGGCGUCGUUUCAGCACACGUCUCGCCCUAAGCGCAUAGCAGCUCUACCCUCAACAAUUGAUGCAAUCAAAACCCACAUAUUCAAUGAUGUCAUUUGGCCUAAUAUGUCGGACGAAGAUGGCGGAGUUGGAUUUGUGAGCUAUAUGCGCCUAGUUGAAGGGGGUAAUAUACAGUUUGGUGAUGGGGAAAGCAGGGGCUACAUAGAGGUGUGCGACGGAUUAGCGGCGAAAUGCUGGAGUGUGAGUCACGGCCAAUGCAUGCGCAAGCACCGCAGUCAUGGUAGUGGCAGCGGUAGUACGCACGAGGCUUUCAACGAAGCCAUGUCCCGAAGACCUUCACAGCACGCCGCGACGCCAACUAAUCUGCAACAUAGCCAGAGUCACGGUCACCCUCCGGAUAUGAUGCGCCCGAUCGACAGUUCCGCUUUUUUUCUACGAGACGAUCAUACCGGCUACGAAGUUCUAAUUUUUGGCGAUGUGGAGCCUGACUCGCUGUCUCUAUCGCCAAGGAACAGUCAAGUGUGGAGUGAUGCUGCUUCAAAGAUCAACGCCGGCGUUCUUACCGGAGUUUUAAUCGAAUGCUCCUAUGAGGAUUCUCAAUCCGACGAGACUCUGUUCGGUCACCUUGCCCCUCGUCACCUCAUCGCCGAGCUGAGAGACCUUGCGGAAAAGGUCAAGGCUUUGAAGCCUAGAGAGCAAGAGCCAUCGCAGCGUAAACGAAAGCGCUUUAGCAACGGAGCACACAUGCGUGAGGGCCUUGAGACACGUAGUCGGACGGGUCGCACCACAAGUCAAAGCGGGCGAAAGACGAGAAGACAGACCGUCAGUCCUGCUACCCCUGUUUCGCUUGUAUCUGAAGACUCAGUACCUCAUGAGGCCGCUCGUGCAGCCAAAGAGCCCAAAGUCAACGUCCCACAUUCAAUACAUGGAACUGCACAAGGCUCUGGCAACAUGAGCGGGCCUUGGGGCUAUAGGCCUCUCGAAGGCCUCCAGGUGAUUAUCAUACACGUAAAGGAAACCUUGAAAGAUGGUCCGGAGCCGGGUGAGACGAUUUUGGUACAGCUAGAGCAAGCAGAGAAAGCAGAGCAGCUGGGAUGCAACUUUUCCAUCUCCAAGGCAGGUGCUUCGAUUUGGCUUUGA
Letharia columbiana is the source of this 1701-nucleotide messenger RNA. RefSeq lists its product as uncharacterized. Gene Ontology annotation, biological process: cGMP catabolic process; negative regulation of glucose mediated signaling pathway; cAMP catabolic process. NCBI's taxonomy places the organism in Eukaryota, Fungi, Ascomycota, Lecanoromycetes, Lecanorales, Parmeliaceae. The transcript is spliced from 2 exons. Gene Ontology annotation, molecular function: 3',5'-cyclic-GMP phosphodiesterase activity; 3',5'-cyclic-AMP phosphodiesterase activity. The record is from RefSeq and is a predicted model, not a curated record. Bases 1 to 1701 code for a protein of 566 amino acids.